AUGGAUGUGAACGAAUACCGACGACGGGGCAAAGAGAUGGUGGACUAUAUCGCCGAUUAUUUGGAAAACAUUCGUGAUCGUCGCGUAUUUCCCGAUGUGAAACCGGGUUACAUGCGCGGUCUAUUGCCCGAGUUUGCGCCGAUCGAAGGUGAAAAUUGGGAUGCCAUAUUCGCCGAUGUGGAACGCGUCAUUAUGCCUGGCAUAACACAUUGGCAAAGUCCACACAUGCAUGCCUACUUUCCAGCGCUGAACUCAUUUCCUUCACUUCUCGGCGAUAUGUUAGCCGAUGCGAUUAACUGUUUAGGAUUCACUUGGGCCAGUUCACCCGCUUGUACGGAACUCGAAGUGAUUGUCAUGAAUUGGUUGGGCAAAAUGAUUGGCUUGCCAGAUGAUUUCUUGCAUUUGCAUAAUAAAAGUCCAGGCGGUGGCGUCAUACAGACGACGGCAAGUGAAGCUACGUUGGUGUGUCUGCUGGCGGGACGCACGCGAGCCAUUCAACGUUUUCACGAACGUCAUCCCGGCUUUCAGGAUGCGGAAAUUAAUGCGCGACUAGUUGCCUAUUGCUCCGAUCAGGCACACUCAAGCGUGGAGAAGGCAGCGCUAAUAGGGCUCGUGCGUAUGCGUUUCAUUGAGGCCGACGACAGCUUGGCGAUGCGUGGCAAGUCGUUGCGCGAGGCCAUCGAGGAUGACAUUAAGCAAGGACUCGUGCCGUUUUGGGUUUGCGCCACGUUGGGUACCACGGGCUCAUGUUCCUUUGACAAUUUGGAAGAGAUUGGUAUAGUCUGUCGCGAUUUCAAUAUUUGGCUCCAUGUCGAUAGCGCUUACGCGGGCAGCGCUUUUAUUUGCCCCGAAUUUCGCACCUGGCUGCGGGGCAUUGAGAAAGCAGAUUCGAUCGCCUUCAAUCCAUCUAAGUGGCUGAUGGUACAUUUUGACGCCACGGCAUUAUGGAUUAAGGACAGCACCGCCGUGCAUCGCACCUUUAAUGUGGAACCACUGUACUUACAGCACGAAAAUUCUGGGGUCUCCAUUGACUACAUGCAUUGGCAGAUACCGUUAAGUAGGCGCUUUCGCGCUUUGAAAGUUUUCUUCGUAUUGCGUUCGUUCGGCAUUAAGGGUCUGCAAAAGCACAUACGCGAAGGUGUACGUUUGGCGCAAAAGUUCGAAGCGCUCGUUUUGGCCGACCACCGUUUCGAGAUACCAGCUAAACGGCACUUAGGCAUGGUGGUGUUUCGUAUCAAGGGUGAAAAUGAGAUCACUGAACGUCUAUUGAAGCGUCUCAAUCAUCGCGGUAAUCUGCAUUGUAUACCUUCCUCUUUGAAAGGCAAAUAUGUCAUACGAUUCACGGUGACCUCUACAAAUACAACUGUCGACGAUAUUUUGAAGGAUUGGAACGAGAUAAGACGCGUUGCGUCCAUGAUACUGGACGAAAUGAACAUUACAAUAUCGAAUAGAAAUAAAGUUUACCUAAAAGAUACGAAAGAUAAAAGCGAAGCAUUUGGCUCCAGUCUUUUGCUCUCAAACUCACCACUCUCUCCGAAAAUCGUCAACGGUUCUUUUGCGGCCAUAUUUGAUGCCGACGAAUUUUUAGCCAAAACCUAUGCUGGCGUACGUAUUGCUCACCAAGAAUCGCCAUCGAUGAGGCGACGUGUGCGCGGUAUACUCAUGUCUGGCAAGCAAUUCUCACUUGACUCCCAUAUGGAUGUGGUUGUGCAGAACUCCUUCGAUUCGGGUACGAAUAAUUCGAGCACCGAGGCAAAUGGCACGACAACACCAGUAAAAAAGAAUAAAAAUCCAAGCUCGAUAUGCGAAGAUAGUGAAGAGUCCGCCGAAGAUUAUCCAACGGUUAAGCGAACCGCAACGUCACCAAACUAUUCAACCAUGAAGAUAGCGGCUGAAUAUCUCAGCCAAAAUUCGAGCUCCGCUACAACGAACCUUGCAUUGCCACGACGCAAAAGCACCGCCACGCAAACACCGCAACAUCACUACAAACCGGUGCAUACAAUCUUGGAUGAAGUCUCCGAUGAGACGUCCGAGGACUUGCUCUCGGAGAAAAGUGUACGGGACAGCGCGAAUGCGCAGCUGAUGGCCGCUAGUUGCAAACUGCUUUUUGCAAACACACUACCAACUCUUGCCGCAACCUGCUCCACGGCGCCUGCCUCGCUGCGCACAACGCCAUCACCGCCUCUACCAGUGCCGCAACAACAGCGCACAGGCAAUAAUAAUAGCUUCACAAAACAAAUGCAAGCGAUUAGUAAUGCGGCAAGCGCUUCAACACGCACCAUCAUGCGCGCCAACACCAUGCAAGAGGUUUAUCAUGGUAAGCGUUACCUCGACACAGGCGUGGCUGUAGGUCCUUCCAACAAUUACUUCUCCAACACCAUAAACAAUGCGAAUACGCCUAGCGGCGGCACCACACCGACUACGCCGAGCACCGAAAUACCGGACGCUGAGUCGCAAUGGAGCGCGCUAUUUCAUAGUUUCGAUACCGCGCCGGCGCCAGCAGUGCGCGGUGUGAGCUAUUUGAGCGGUCGUCUACUCAAUAUGGACAGCGUUUCGGCGCGCUCCACUUCAACGCUGCCGAGUAUUGAUGAAAGCGCUUCCGAAUGCAUGUCUAUCUCAUCGACGUCCGCACCGGCGGACACGCUCAGUAUGCCUGCGCAACUGUUGUCGAACCGACACAAUGUAACACGCUUUUACAGCGCGCCCAACGCGCGGCCGGGCGCGCCGCCAGCGACAAUGCCAAGCACGUUGGCGUCAUUUUCGUUAAACGCUAUGACACUCUCCGAGGACGAGACAGACGCCGAUGCGUGGCAGGUGGCGCGUUGCGGCAGUUCGGAGGACUACUCGAUCACUUCAUCGGGUGCACAAUCGCGGUCUUCGUCGUUAGAUCUGGUUUGAUUUUGGCUGCAAGCGAGCUAUGGUGACAGUUUUAGUGAGUAUAUGUAUGUGGUUUUUUGGGCUUUAGUUUAUGUUGAGUUGGGUUUUCAUUUGAGUUGGAAAUGUAGGAAAAAUAGUAAAAUAUAUAACGGAACUGGAAAUGCAAUGAAAUGAAUUUGGAAAACGAGACACUAAAGCUAAUGAAAUAUAUGGAAUUUGCAAAUAUUUACAAACACAAAAUAUUCAAUAUUUACUAAUUAAAAAAACAUA
Molecule: messenger RNA, 3147 nt
Organism: Bactrocera latifrons
Lineage: Eukaryota; Metazoa; Arthropoda; Insecta; Diptera; Tephritidae
Gene: Hdc
Product: histidine decarboxylase
Exons: 11
Coding region: 1-2898 (965 amino acids)
Biological process (GO): histamine biosynthetic process; L-histidine catabolic process
Molecular function (GO): histidine decarboxylase activity; pyridoxal phosphate binding
Source: RefSeq, a predicted model, not a curated record